GUUAAUACAGCUCGGUAUAACAGUGACGAUAGCUGUAGAGUUAGUACCGAAGAUCAUCGAAUUCUCAUCCAGUUAACAUAAGCUUACCUAAUGGCAAAAAUAGUUUACUUCUCACUGGCCCUCUUGGUGACCAUCACUUCUGGCCAAGUGGUUCAGUUGGACGAUAGCUACAUGAAUCGAGUAGUCGGCGGUCAAGAAGCCGCCGACUGGUCUGUUCCAUAUCAAGUUUCGUUACAACUGAAAGGUUACGGCCAUGUAUGUGGUGGAUCUAUAAUAGGCGAACGGUGGAUUCUAACGGCUGCACACUGCGUUGAAGGGGAAACCCCAGGUCAACUUAACGUGCUCGCUGGAACCAACAGUUUGAAGGAAGGCGGAGAACUACAUGAAACGGAUAAAUUCAUUCGGCACAAAUAUUACAAUCAACCGCAAUUCCACAACGACGUGGCCUUGAUACGCCUGAAGUCUAAGCUACAGUUUUCCGCCAAAGUAAAGCCAAUAGUAUACUGGGAGAAAGAGGUCGGUGCUAACCAGUCGGUAGUUCUAACCGGGUGGGGUAGAACUUCGGCCGGAGGACCCGUUCCAACAAAACUUCAGACGCUAGAUCUCAAAACGAUCAGCAACGAAGAAUGCAAGCAGAAAUCGUCGGGCAAUUCGAAUAAUGUUGGUAUUGGUCAUAUUUGCACUCUUACAAAAAGCGGAGAAGGGGCUUGUAACGGAGAUUCCGGUGGACCGCUGACCUUGGAUGGAAAGCUAGUUGGUUUGGUAAACUUUGGUGUUCCAUGCGCAUUCGGAUUCCCAGAUGCCUAUGCACGUGUGUCUUAUUUCCACGAGUGGGUUCGAACAACAGUGGCCGAGAAUUCGUCAUAAGAAACAGAAGCAAAUGUGAUCCCAACCCAAAUGUCAACGGAUAACCAUAAAAUAAAAUUCACAAAUUUGCCGUCAUAA
Aedes aegypti (yellow fever mosquito) is the source of this 945-nucleotide messenger RNA. Its product is annotated as chymotrypsin-2. Gene Ontology annotation, biological process: proteolysis. The coding region runs from base 91 to 867 and encodes 258 amino acids. NCBI's taxonomy places the organism in Eukaryota, Metazoa, Arthropoda, Insecta, Diptera, Culicidae. The record is from RefSeq and is a predicted model, not a curated record. The transcript is spliced from 3 exons. Gene Ontology annotation, molecular function: serine-type endopeptidase activity.